AGAUACCAGCAGCUUGGCUCAUGCUGUUCAAUGUUCUGUUUCUAAUAAUAUUUAUACCUUUAAUGAACCAAGUCAUAUAUCCCUAUUUGGAUAAACAGGGUAUUAAAAUUGGCUUAUUAACACGAAUGGCAUUUGGUAUGGUUUGUGCUACACUUUCAAUGUUUAUAGCUGGAGGCAUUGAGAUUUGGCGUCUUGAUUUUAUUCAUAACAAACAUACUGUUAAUCAAACCAUAGAAAACACUUUAUAUGUUGCUGCUGACCUUUCAAUUUUUUGGCAAAUUCCUCAGUAUUCUUUAAUUGGCAUUAGUGAAGUGUUUACAAGUGUCAGUGGUAUGGAAUUUGCUUGCUCACAAGCACCUAGUACCAUGCAAAGUGCUGUUAUGGGUCUGUACUACUUCUGUGCAGGUAUUGGAAGUUUUAUUGGGGUUGCAGCCUGGGGAAUAUUUAAUAGAAUAAUCAAGCCACAUAUGCAUAGCAGUAAUAUUAAUUAUGUGGAACUUCAUUAUUAUUUCUUUGCUCUUGCUGUUAUUCAGCUUCUUACUCUGAUUGUAUUUUGUUUCAUUUCAAAGAAUUUAAAAAUUCGUAAACCACCAGCCCCAAAUAAUUCUACAACAUCUAGUUUUUUGAGUAGUGUAUCAAGAGGAAGAGUAUGAUGUAACUUUUCUCUUGAUCCGAAAAUCAGUGAUUGUAGAAAAUUGUAUUAUACAAAUGUGUAUUAUAUAUGUGAUCAGUGAUAUUUUUCUUUGUUAGCUAUUGUUAUAACAAAUAAAGCACAUGUUUUACAACUUUAUGAAA
Stegodyphus dumicola is the source of this 795-nucleotide messenger RNA. Its product is annotated as solute carrier family 15 member 4-like. Gene Ontology annotation, biological process: transmembrane transport. Gene Ontology annotation, molecular function: transmembrane transporter activity. Gene Ontology annotation, cellular component: membrane. NCBI's taxonomy places the organism in Eukaryota, Metazoa, Arthropoda, Arachnida, Araneae, Eresidae. The record is from RefSeq and is a predicted model, not a curated record.